Dermochelys coriacea (leatherback sea turtle) is the source of this 3300-nucleotide messenger RNA. RefSeq names its product protein CLN8-like. Lineage: Eukaryota; Metazoa; Chordata; Testudines; Dermochelyidae. The record is from RefSeq and is a predicted model, not a curated record. Gene Ontology annotation, cellular component: membrane; endoplasmic reticulum. The coding region runs from base 814 to 1680 and encodes 288 amino acids. Gene Ontology annotation, biological process: lipid homeostasis. The transcript has 3 exons.
CCAGCCCCAUGGGGCAUGGGGUCACUUGCAGGUUUAAACUAAUAUAAAUGGUGAAUUCUCUGUAACUUGCAGUUUUUAAAUCAUGAUUUGAGGACUUCAGUAACUCAGCCAGAUGUUCUGGAUCUAUGACAGGAGCGAGUGGGUGAGGUUCUGGGGCCUGCAAUAUGCAGGAGGUCAGUCUAGAUGAUCAUAAUGGUCCCUUUUGACUUUAGUAAAAGUAUCUGAGUAAGAAUAUACAUUACAAUUUUAAACCUAACCAGUGGCCCUUAAGUGACUUGCCACAAGAUGUCAGAACAUAUUAGUGUUAGAGCUGAGUGGGUCUAAUAUUUAUUUAAUUUUCUUUCUUGAUAUAAGAAUUAGAUACAAUGCUCCUGUCAGAUAUUGUUAAGUUAUUAUCUGGAAAAACGUUAAGUGUUUUCAGUUGCCUAAGUAGACCCUGGAGUCAUGGUUAAAAUUGUGCUCCCUGUCCAAUCUGAAAUGACAUCCCUGUGGGCAGGCCCAGAAUGUGCCCCUCCCGCUACGCACACCACAUUGGCCUAUCUGGAGCCACCCUCCCAAAUAUAGAAGUCAAACUGCACCUCGCUGACUCUGCAAAGGUGGAAAAAGCAGGCCUGACUUCACUGAAUUCACUGCUGUUGAGCACAUGACAGGAAAACCCAGAGGCUGCGGGGAGAAACUGUAGACAACCGAAACAGACUAGCCAAUGGGUUUCUACUCUGUGUAACAGCCCAGGAUCAGUAGUCUUACAGUAGACCAACGUGUGAGUAAGACGCUUCAGACUCCUUCCAGAUAUUUUGAAUAAUAGAAAAAGAAAUGAAUCUUGCAAAUGACGGUGCAAUGUUUAGUGCCAUUUAUGACUGGAACUAUGUUCUGUGGGAAGUUCGUUUGAAGUUAUUAGCAGCUGGUUUUUUCAGCUACCUGGGAGUAUUUCUUCUAGCUCACUGGCUGUCCUUAUGGAUCAGUACCACUUAUUGCACUUUGUCAGCAAAGAAGAAGAUCUUCUGGAAUAUGGAUAUCACACGUGGUCUGUUUGCAGUUCAGAGUUGUGGAGCUGGCUUGUGGGCCUUGCUUAUAGAUCCAGUUUUUCAAGUUGACCAAGUGUACGCACAGCAAAAAUGGAGCUGGUUUCAUUGCUUAAUAGCCGCUGGCUACUUCUUGCUUGAAAAUGUAGUUUUUAAUGUGUCUAACAUUGUUUUCAGGAUAUUUGAUGUGUUCGAUGUAGUUCAUCAUUUAUUUGCCUUUGGUGGGCUUCUUGGUCUGAUAAUUAACAUAAAGUCUGGACACUAUCUACCCCUGAUGGGACUGCUACUUGAGAUGAACAAUCCUUCAUACUGCAUAUCCUCUAUUCUUGCAAGGAUUGGCUGUGCUAAUACCCUUUUUUGGAAGGCAAACCAAUGGAUAAAUAUCCAUAUGCUUCACUGCCGCAUGGUCCUUAUUUAUCACAUGUGGUGGGUGUGUAUUUCCCAUUGGAAUGAUGUGGUGGAAAAUCUGGGACUUCCAUAUUUUAUUGUUUUUUUCAUGGGGUUAAGUACACUUACGUUAAUACUUAAUCCGUACUGGAUGUUCAAAUCGACUCAGCGGCUCUUUGGUCCAGUUGACAGGAAAUUUCCAAAAACAGCAGUGAAAAAUGCAUCCUAUGAAAAUUUAAAUAUUGAAACAUUCCAAAAGAAGAGGAUAUAGUUCUGCAACAGCUAUUCAGGUUACAGUAAUAUAUGUCCAGGAGAAAAUGGUGCAGGUUUACUAGCAAGUCCAUGAAAAUAGAAUUGCUUACAAGAAGUCUAUGAAUAUAUUGAUCUGUUUGCAGUUUGCUACCAGUGUACUAUACUCAUUUGUCAAAAGUGUUUUAAAAUUGUUGCUGUCAAUCUUUAAAAUACACACAUGCUCUUUGACUCAGUCAGGAUUUAUGCCAGUAAUUUUAGUCUGGGAGCAUAAUGUAAUCUCAUUCUGGGGGUGAGAGGCAAAUUAGUGAUAGAAAUGUAAGGGAGGUGUCAUUUGAUUCAUAAAAAUCUACAGAUUCAUAAUUUCCAUGAUGUUACUGUCUGUAGCUUGGCAGGAGGGAUUCACUGACUUUCCUCUCCCCUGCUCCCCAUCUCCAGGUCCUCCUGGUUGGUGGAAAUUUUAUGAUAGAACUUUGUCAGAAAUGGGUCAAAUUACGUAUUAUUCAAAGCUCUUUCUCCCAUGAACACAAUGGUACCAAACAUGACAAACCCAAAACAGUUAGGUAGGUAUCUAUUGGAGAAAAUAUUGAAAUAUUAACUUUUUUAAAAUUGUACUUUAACACAAGGAAGCAUUGCGUGCAUGAAAAAGACACUGACCUUUCGUAAUCCUAACAAGUUUAGUCUUGACAUGGAGGAUUGAAAAUAUUUAUUUGUCAGCAUUGUCAUCAGUGUCAUUACUGUCUAGGGCUAGUGAUAGACACGUUAGCACAUUGAUCCUCAUCCAUGCCACGCUCACACGUCUCUGUAUAAGGCAGACAGCUGGCCAGACAUCUGCAAGGUGUUGAGCAUCUCGUCUUUGUGCAUGAAAUUUUGAUUAGCUGAAGGAUUGAUUUAGGAGUGCAUGGUAUUUCAUGCGUAACUGGUACAAUCAGUGCAUCCUCCAAGACCUAUCCGUCCCCAAUAAGAGAGGGUAAGUUUUAGAUGCACGCAGUCAUCCUGGAGCCAUUCCAUUGCUUGAUAAUUUGCCCUCUUGAUAGCAGACAUAAAUGCAUCCCUUGUCAAUGGCAAUUUUUCUGCUUUUUUUUUAAACAUCCACCAUGAAUCUCUGUAACUGUCAUAAUGUUCAUCUUCAAAUGGUAAAUUCAGCAUAUGUACGUCUCUAGUGCAUUUACACCCUCAUCUAUGACUGUCUCAGCCAUUGUGAGCACCUUCAGCGCAAGGACAGAGUCUUCGGAGGCUGAAUAAAAUGCCUUCCUGUAAAAUCAUCUGGUCUUUCUAGCCAGCCUCCAAGCAGCGUCACAUUCCAAAAAGGGUGUGGAAACCUGGCAAUUCGGCUGUUGAACAGGUCUAUAAAGACCCAGGUCUAGUGACACAACAUAUUUUGAAGAUGUAUUUGUUCAUAUAUUUAAAUUUAAAUUUUAAAUUGAAUAUUUAAAACCACCUUCUCUGUUUGCCAAGCAGGAACUGUGUGGGACCAGCGCAGGGCCUUUUUAUGUAUGUUUGUGAAAGAGAGACUCAUUAAGAGGAAUGUAUAGCUCUUAAUGUAUAGCUUUUAAUGUCUCGCAUAGGAGUUAUGUGUUUAAUAUAACCCUUUACCACUUCUGUAAUUCCUUCUCAAUAAAUUGCUGUGUAUUGAAGAUAA